Molecule: messenger RNA, 2158 nt
Organism: Scatophagus argus
Lineage: Eukaryota; Metazoa; Chordata; Actinopteri; Scatophagidae
Gene: spon2b
Product: spondin 2b, extracellular matrix protein
Exons: 6
Coding region: 183-1199 (338 amino acids)
Biological process (GO): cell adhesion
Cellular component (GO): extracellular matrix
Source: RefSeq, a predicted model, not a curated record
AGCUGAAUGAGGACUUGGAUCCUCGCAGUCACUAUUCCCGACAGCCACCAUCCGUCGCUCUACUCUCCCCUUCUCCUCACCACCAGGCCUCCUCUCACCUCAUCUGCUGCAGCCCUUCAUUCAUCUGGAACCCUGAGCAAAAAUCAGUCCUUUGUCCUCCCCAAAAAUAAGCCUUCAUUAUCAUGGACACCACACGGAACAUCCUCUCCAUCUCUGAGACACUCUAUCACCUCGUCAUCAUGAUGUUGACACUAGGCCAAGGUGUUCGGUCAAUGCCUGUUCCUACUGACAUCCCCAUGUGCACAGCCUCGGAACCUGCACAGUACAGGCUAACAUUCACUGGCAAGUGGUCUCAGGCAGCCUUCCCUAAACAGUAUCCUGUCUACCGUCCCCCUGCACAGUGGUCAAACGUUAUUGGGGUAACUCACAGCUCUGACUAUCACAUCUGGCAACGUAAUGAGUUUGCCAGCAAUGGAGUGAGGGAGUUUGCUGAAAAAGGAGAGGCCUGGACGCUCAUGAAGGAAGUUGAGGAGGCUGGCGAGCGCAUCCAAAGCGUUUAUGGGAUCUUCUCCACUCCAGCUGUUGUGGGAGGCACAGGCCAGAUGAACACUGAGCUUGAGGUCUUCGCCAGGCACUCCUAUCUGUCGUUUAUCGUCCGGAUCGUUCCAAGUCCGGACUGGUUUGUGGGCGUGGAUAGUGUUGACCUGUGUGACGGCGACCACUGGAAAGACAGUGUGUCGAUGGAUCUUUUCCCCUACGAUGCAGGAACUGACAGUGGGUUCACUUUCUCCUCCCCCAACUUUGAGACCAUUCCACAGGAUAAAAUCACACAGAUCACGUCGUCCUUCCCGAGCCACCCUGCCAACUCCUUCUUCUACCCGCGCCUAAAGCAUCUGCCACCCAUUGCCAAGGUAAUGCUGACCAAGAUAAAGAAGACCAAUCAGAUCAUCAGCCUGCCUGUGGAGCCCACCCAGUCCAACCAACUGCCAACAGGAAACGAGAUCGAAGACAAGCUCAUAAAUACCCCUCUGGACUGCGAGGUUUCUGUGUGGUCUCCUUGGGGCUUGUGCAAAGGCAAGUGUGGAGACUCAGGCGUGCAGCACCGCACACGCUACAUCCUAAUGCACCCAGCCAACAAUGGAGCAGCCUGCCCCCUGCUGGAGGAAGAGAGGAAGUGCUUUCCUGACAACUGCUUAUGACUAGGCCAGGAAAGGAGGGAGAAAAAAGAGAGGAAGGAGAGGAGGGAGAAAAAAGACAGGAAAGCCGGGAAAGGGAGGAAAGGACGAAGACAGAGAAACAGUAAAAGGUCUGUGGUGUAUUCACAUGAGUCAUAAAGAUUUGGAAUCAAACUCCCUUCUUUCCUCCCUGGCCAUGCUCUCUUAAUGACUAAUGUACAAACUGGCUGCCUGACUGUUAAAUUGGAAGAGACACACCACAAAAAAAGUCUCAUCCUCGGGUUGCAUUGAUGGAUCUGACAGUACUACAGAGGUGUAGUUUGGCUAAAACGGCUAUUAGACACCAAUUCAGUUUUGGCAGAUUAUCAAAACUGACCGUGGACAGGACAAUGAUAAACACAGCCAUUCACUGAGAACACAUCUCCACAUUAUAAUUGGGUUUAGUUUGAUACUUCUGAACGUCACAGACUUUUGUCUGCUGGUUGUGAAUUAUAACUCCCAGAUAAAAUAAAUUCAUAUAAAUAAUGAUACCUGAUAUUUAAGAUCUAAGAUCCUUACAUCCUGGAAAUACUCAACAACAACAACAAUAAUAAUAAUAAAAAAAUCAAAAUAAUAUCACUUUCCUUCAGCACAAGGGAAAACAAGAAGCCCAAAUAGUCCCACUGGCAGAAGUAUCACUGGCAGAAAAGUGAGUCAGACUUUGAAGUUAAUAUACAGUGCUAUAAACUACGCCACAUUUAAAACAUACUGUUGACAGACAAGAUGUGGUUGUUUUCCAGAAGACAAAGAAUAUAUUUAUUGACAGGAUUUUAACCUGUAGUGUACAGUAUAUCAAAUCUGAAAGUAAUAAUUUGUAUUCCUGUAUGUUAGUGGGUUAUGAGUUCAAUACAGAAAGUUUUUUUUAGUAAAAAAUACUAAAUUGUGAAAAAAAUGUAUGUUGUCUAUAUGGAAAAUAAAGACUAAAUACCUUUUUUGUGACCUCA